AUGCGCCAGGGCUGCAAUUUCUUUCUCUCGGCGGAGUCUCUGCUGCAGCUUCUGUUCCACGUCCGGAUCGCGGCAGCGCGGGCUCUCGUUCGGAGGCGGCCCCGCGACGCGUGGGGGCACGCCGGGACUCCCCGGGGAUGCCUGGGCUGCCCCCUGCUGGUGUCGCGCGGCCCGCCCCGACGAGCUCCCGCAUCUGCACGGGCGCGCAGGGAGGCCCAACGGAGUCUCCAGCGAAAGCAAGCAGAGCCUGGGCUCCUCUUGGUCGCUCGUGGGCCCGCCGCACGUACCAUGGGUGGCACUAUACUUGCACGCAUCGUUUAG
This is a messenger RNA of Prorocentrum cordatum, 321 nucleotides long. Lineage: Eukaryota; Dinophyceae; Prorocentrales; Prorocentraceae. The record is from the annotation of a GenBank genome assembly.